Linum tenue is the source of this 911-nucleotide messenger RNA. Lineage: Eukaryota; Viridiplantae; Streptophyta; Magnoliopsida; Malpighiales; Linaceae. The record is from the annotation of a GenBank genome assembly.
AGUUUCGUGUCGCUCAUUCACAAAGUUGAGAGAGAUUCGCCCUCGCGAAACUGCAAAAGCUGACUUGAACCCUUUUCCGGAGAAGCCAGAAGACACAGCGAAGGGAUGACGUCGAAUAUAAUACUAUUCGAGGACAUUUUUGUCAUCGACCAGAUCAACCCAGAUGGUAAAAAAUUUGAUAAAGCUUGUCGGAUUGUAGCACAGAGCCAAAAUUGUGACAUGUCCAUGCAACUUGAUAUCAACAACGAUAUAUAUCCCAUGGAUGUGAAUGACAAAUUUACAAUGGCAUUGGCUUCUACACUGAAUUAUGAUGGGACACCUGACACUGGCUAUUACAAUGCAGCGAAAAGGAAAAAUCUUGCAGACAAAUAUGAAUAUGUCAUGCACGGGAAGCUAUACAAGCUAUCCGAGGAAGGUUCAGGAAGAUCGAUUACAGCGGAAUUAUAUGCUUCCUUUGGCGGCCUUCUUAUGUGUCUCAAAGGGGACCCUUCUCAUGUGGCUCACUUCGAGCUCGACCAGAGAGUGUUCCUUCUGAUAAGGAAGAUCAACAAGUGAAAGCAGUAUCCGUAUGAUGAUGAAGUAACUUGUAAUAUAUGUUUCUCCUUGCUACUUUGAGUUUCAUCUGAACCUGCAUUCGUCCAAUAAGGUCUUGUUGUUCAAAGUGGCUCCCUUGAUCUUGUACUGUAUUAUUCGACUUGGGGAUCCUUUGUCCGUUUGGUCGUGUCGUGCUACGUAAAUGAUUAUUAUGAUACUUAGUAGAUUAUCCAUGAGUAUUUAAGUAGAGCUGGGUACUCUCGAGAGUUUUCUCUUAUCUUUAUAAUUCAAUUUCCUUAAGCAUCGAGUAGAAGGGGAGUCCCUACCUGUUACAUUAAGCAAAUGUGUCUCACAGACCCCAUAAAGCUUAUACAAUG